Chilo suppressalis (striped riceborer) is the source of this 1077-nucleotide messenger RNA. Lineage: Eukaryota; Metazoa; Arthropoda; Insecta; Lepidoptera; Crambidae. The record is from the annotation of a GenBank genome assembly.
UGGCUCUCCAGUGUGAUUUCAACUGCCCCAGUAAAGUGUUUGCAGCUACAAAGUUUAUCACUGUUUUAAUUAUUCCGCCAUAAUGGCGCUCACGACAAUACUAUUUGUCUGUAUUUUAGCCGGCGUCAAUGCUGGCUACGUUUGGGUAAAUGAUGGCGGAGCAGCAGCGUUUAGUGGUGCAGGAUUCCCAGGCUUCAGUAUGCCUCCGAUAAGUCCGCCUCGACCGAUGUUCGGCCCAGGGUUUCCGUUUGAUUUUGUCUUCUCGCAUGUUCCUUUCCCUCGAAUUCCAACCGUCGAUGAGAUGAAAAACACGAAGCCUGGACCGAAUCAGAUCUACAACGGAGUGGCGGUACGGUCGAGCAGUUCCUUGGUUAGAGACAAAGACGGAAAGCUGGUGCCGGCAGGUGGCACUUCCAUUUUAGUGAAUGAAAACGGACAAGUACACGAGCAACAGAUCGGAAAAAACCCGCCAAAGAUUGAUGAUCCAAUAAUGUAACAGAUGCCACAAAAUCCGCCGAUGCCAUCGAUGCCGCCAAUGCCACCGAUGCCACCGAUGCCUCCCAUGCCAGCCAUGCCAGCCAUGCCAUCAGAUUACUAUUCUGUACCACCAGUGCCACCCGUACCGCCAGUGCCUCCAGUACCUCCAGUACCUCCAGUACCAAAAGUGCCGCCUGUACCACCAAUGCCCUCAAUCAACCUGAGGAGCUACAUUCCCGGUGAAAAUGAAAAUUUCGUCGGUGUCACCACAUCUAGUUUCAGUUCAUCAUCCAACAUAAACGGAGUAAAAAAGGAGGCAGGAGGCACUAACACCCUCUUGAAUGUAAAUGCUGCUGUUGACGAAAAAGGCCUCGAAUACAUGAAAAAUGACAUACCAAGUUAAACAUUCAUAAUUUUCAAUAACCAUGUAUAAAAAGAUUUAAUUAAAAUGAAAUGUAAACCAAAAGUACAGUCACGACCACUUCCGUGGAUACAGCCUAUCGCUGUAGUACAAAUGUAUCCACAUGGUCUUGAAUGUAUUUCUGAAUAAUUAAGAAUCGUUUAAGCCUAGAUAUUAUUUGACUAGCUGAACUUAGAAAA